This is a messenger RNA of Fusarium odoratissimum NRRL 54006, 1149 nucleotides long. RefSeq lists its product as uncharacterized. The transcript has 4 exons. The coding region runs from base 1 to 1149 and encodes 382 amino acids. The record is from RefSeq and is a predicted model, not a curated record. Lineage: Eukaryota; Fungi; Ascomycota; Sordariomycetes; Hypocreales; Nectriaceae.
AUGGCGCUGUACUACUGGUUCAAGGAUGGUCCACAACAAAGCUCAAGAGAUUGGGUCUUCGCGCUUGGUGAUUACCAUCCAGCAUACAACGCACCUGCUCAACACCCCUCGCCACCACGAUUACAGAUUGCUUGGUCAUUGGGUCCCCUAUUGAUCACAGGAAGCGCAUACUUUGCUGUAUCCCCAUCCGUUGCGGUGGCUGGUGCCUCUUUGCAUGCCACCCUAGACAUAGGCGUCCUUCAUGCUUUCCUUGACGCCUGGGCGGAUUCCCUCAUCAACUACCAGCCUUUCAUGUUCACGGCCAGUGGAGGCAUUAAUGUUGGCGUGAGAUACACGCCUGACCUGUGGUUUUGUCCGCCAUUCCAGGGCGUGUGCCAUGUCAAUUUCUGGGUGUUUGGCUUUGACAUUGCUUUUGGGCCCUCCGAUGGUGUUGAGUCUCCGGCUCCCAUACAGCUGCUGGAGUUCUACAGACUCACAUUGCAGAGGCAAACCGCGACAGAGGAAGACUCUUCGAAACCCCACAUUUUCACAUGCAACUCUGGCCUUGUCUCCUCCAUGAAACCGGAACCGAAAGACCCCAAGGAGGUUACCAAAAUGGCCCAUGAUUUUGCUCCGAAUUCUGAUUCUCCACCCUUAGUAUCAUCAGUUACUGCAGAAUUUGGCCGAACUUCCGGAGAGAAAUCAGUCUGGGAGCUUCGCGCCGUCAUCAGCAGUGUUCCCAAACCUCUUUGGGAUAAAUAUGACCCAAGCAAAGACCCAAGCAAAAACUCUCGUUCCCUACUGGAUCCUUCGGGCCCUGCGACAGUCUACUUAAUGAUGGGCGUACAAUUAAUCCCUCCCGAAGCGCACUCGAGAGAUGAUAGAAUUAAACUCUUCGAUGCAGUCAAAUCACAACUCGAGGAUGUCAUCAAGCCGAUCAACUUUCCUGAUACCACCAAGUUUCAGAACGAUACAUGGAUGCCUGCUUUACCCGUCAAGCCUACACCAGACAACCCAGCAAAGCUUUGGGGAGCCGUGCGAGAUCUGUGGCUGAAGCCGAAAGACGGUGAGGGAUCUGCCAAGAAAGCAGUGGAAUUGUGGAUAACCGCGAUGAAUUGGACUGUUGGUGACCUCACGGGUGUUGUGCCAGAGAGGGCAGCGAAGGACUGA